CACUACUACUCUGUCACUUCAUAAUGUCAGAUUGAGGUUAUUUACUUUGAAAUUUGUAGAACCGUGUGAAAAGCGAAACUUUAUUAAAUUGGGAAUGAGUUAAAGCCAGUGGUGAAUAAUGGCUGCAAUAAUGAAAUAUAUGAUAGCCGGCUUAGUGAGAUAUUGGCUUAUUCAUAUAGAUUAUUGGCAGACUAUAGCGAAUAGAGUUGAAAUAGCUACUCCUCUGAAUUCAUGGAAAAGAUUAGUCGAGGGUGUUUUUCUCUAUGACCACAAUAUUAACCCAUACGAAGGAGAUUCCUUUCACGAAUCUCCUAUUAUGUUGCUCAUCUUCCACUGCCUAAUGAAAAGAGUGCCAUAUUUGCUACCUCUUCUUUUCACUGUUUUGGAUCUCCUUACGGCAUAUCUGUUAUACAAAACUUCUAAGUCAUUUAUAAAGAUCUUUAUAGAAUCCCAAAAGAAACAAAACGAUGAUAUAGCAGAAGAAUCUAAAACAAUGCUUCUAAAUGAGACGCAGUUGACUGAAGCAGCUGAUUAUGUUUUGUCUGUAUACUUAUUUAACCCAUAUUCUGUAUUGAACUGUGCUGGUAUGACAACUACUGUUAUUCAAAAUUUACUAGUGGCAACUUCAUUAUGGAGUGCAUCAAAUGGAUAUGGAAUAUUGGCAUGCAUAUUUAUAGCCCUUGCCACUCAUCAAGCAUUGUAUCCAGUACUUUUGAUUGUCCCAAUAGCUAUUUUAUUAGCAGAUGUCAACAAAGGUUGUAAUAAAUGCUCAUACAUCAGAACUCUUCUUGUAUUUGUUCUGUGCUGGGGAUUUCUGAUUUAUAUAUCUGCAUAUAUUAUGGAUGGUUCUUAUAAUUAUCUACAUAAUACAUAUGGAUUUAUAUUGACUGUGCCUGAUUUGAAGCCAAAUAUAGGCCUCUUUUGGUAUUUCUUUACAGAAAUGUUUGAGCAUUUCAGAUUACUGUUUGUGUGUGCAUUCCAAAUAAAUGCGCUUGCUCUAUAUGUGAUCCCACUAACUUUGAGGUUUAAGCGAGAACCAGUGCUUUUGGCCACAGUUCUUAUUGCACUAUCCACAAUCUUCCGGUCAUAUCCAUGCAUUGGUGAUGUUGGAUUUUAUUUAGCGCUCCUACCCAUGUGGAAACACUUAUUUACAUUUAUGCAACAGAAGUUUAUAGUGGGAUGUGCAUUCAUUAUCACAUCAGCACUGGGACCUACAGUAUGGCAUCUGUGGAUAUAUUCCGGAUCAGCUAAUGCAAACUUCUUUUUUGGAGUGACAUUAUCUUUUGCCACUGCUCAAAUAUUUCUAAUUACUGAUCUCUUAUUUGCUUAUAUCAAAAGAGAAUUUACUCUUAAGCAUGGACUGUCACGGCAAGUGGACGGAAAGCCUGCCAAACUAGUAUUACGAUAGUUUAUGUAAUAAUUGUAGAUUAUGAUUAAUAACCAGUGAUAACUUAUUUUUAUCAUAGGAUAUAUGUUUGCGGAUAACUCUUUAAAUAUUUAAAAUUUUGCACAUAUUACAAUAAUAUUGAAUGAUGCUGAAAAAACUUACUGUUUUUAUGUUUUUUAAUUUUGUAACCAA
Diatraea saccharalis (sugarcane borer) is the source of this 1579-nucleotide messenger RNA. Lineage: Eukaryota; Metazoa; Arthropoda; Insecta; Lepidoptera; Crambidae. The record is from the annotation of a GenBank genome assembly.